UUAAGAAAAUUAGGUAAAUUUCCAAAAAGUUCAAUUCCUGAAUUUGCAGCGAAACAAAAAAGACCAAUGCUCAUAAUGUGAAUUUGGGCUGAAUGCUAGGGCUACGGGAGAGGCGUCCAAAGUAAAGUGAGGAAGUUGAAAUCUCCGGUAAAUAUUGUAGUAAAAAACAACGAAAAUCAGGCAAGUCGAGAUUAGAGAUUGAAGCAAUUCCAUGGAGCCUCUCUCUUACGGCUAUUCCAGACGGGAGAGUAACGAAUCGAAAUAAGGAAGAGAUGGUUUCUGCAGCUGAGGAUAUUGUUGAUGCAAUGAUAAAGCGAGACAUUGAGCCUGAUGUUGUUACCUAUAAUGCAUUAAUCAAUGGCCAUUGCUUGCUGAAGGAAAUGGAUAAAGCUAGAAGAGUUUUUAACUUGAUGAUUGAGAAGGGUUGUGCACCUAAUAUAGUUACUUGCAGCAGUCUUAUGCAAAGUCAUAUCAAAGAGGCAUUGAAACUUUUUCAAGCAAUGCGAAACAGUGGGUUGGUACUUGAUAUUGUCCCAUAUACUAUCCUAAUUGAUGGGUUGUGUAAAGCUGGGCAUAUCGCACUUGCCAAGGAAUUAUUUCAUCAACUCUCAAACAAUGGUUUAAAACCGAAUGUUUACACAUAUUGUAUAAUGAUUAAUGGACUGUGUAAAGAGGGAUUGCCAGAGGAAGCAUAUAAGAUGUUUGGGAGCAUGGGAGAUAAUGGUAGUUUGCCUAAUAGCUGCUGUUAUAAUGUAAUGAUACGGGGGUUCCUUUUAAACGGCUAUAUCUUAAAGGCAACACAACUUCUUACGGAAAUGGUUGGUAAGGGCUUUUCUGUCGAUAUAUUCACUGCCAUCUUAUUUAUGGAUCUCAUUGUGCACUCUAAUAAAUCAAUCUUGCUCUGAAAUGUUUCACAAAUUGUGUAAAGAUCAUCACUUGCAAUGUGAAUCAGUUUGUACAUAACCAUUGCACAGUGAUAAAAGAAUUUGGAAACUAGAAUGAGUUUUAGUGUCUAUUUUCAAUUUUGUUGAUUUUGUUCUAACUUGUGUGGUAAGUGAGAAUCUUUUUAGCGGGUAAUUUUAAGAAAUUAGGGGAAAACCAACAUUAAAUGAUUUCUGGAAAA
Molecule: messenger RNA, 1123 nt
Organism: Gossypium arboreum
Lineage: Eukaryota; Viridiplantae; Streptophyta; Magnoliopsida; Malvales; Malvaceae
Product: pentatricopeptide repeat-containing protein At5g16640, mitochondrial-like
Exons: 3
Coding region: 273-905 (210 amino acids)
Molecular function (GO): protein binding
Source: RefSeq, a predicted model, not a curated record